GGGUAGAGGCAGUUGUUCACUCAUCUUUCCAUAUUUUCUCUCUCUUCUUUCUUUCUCUCUAGUUUUCUCUGAUCUUCUCUCCUCCCAAAAAUGGAGUCUUCAAGUGAUGAAGAAAGAAAGAUGAAUGGACAUAACCAAGAUGAAGAAGAAACUUCAAAGAAGAAAAAGGGUGGUUUUAUUACUAUGCCAUUUAUCAUAGCAAAUGAGUCAUUUGAGAAGGUAGCAAGUUAUGGAUUAACACCAAAUAUGAUACUUUAUUUGAUGAAAGAUUACAAGAUGAGCUUAGCAAAAGGCCAGAAUUUGCUCUUUUUUUGGACAGCUGCUACUAAUUUCUUGCCUCUUAUCGGUGCUUUUGUUGCUGAUUCUUAUCUCGGUCGUUUUCUUACCAUUGGUAUUGGUUCCAUCAUCAGUCUUUUGGGGACAAUCCUUCUGUGGCUGACAACAGUAAUACCGCAUGCUAAGCCUCCGCCAUGCAACCCGUUAGCACCCCAAACCUGUGAAUCCCCAACAUCAGGACAGUAUGCACUCCUCGUGUUCGCCUUUCUUCUCAUGUCUAUAGGUGCUGGUGGUGUGAGGCCUUGUUCUCAGGCUUUUGGUGCCGAUCAAGUGGACCAAAGAGAAAAUCCUAAUAAUAAGAGGGUUUUAGAAACCUUCUUUAACUGGUACUAUGCUUGUGCUUGCCUUUCUGUUGUGAUUGCUUUGACGGUUAUUGUAUACAUUCAAGAUCACUUGGGUUGGAGGAUCGGUUUUGGAAUUCCGGUAAUCCUCAUGUUCUUAUCGGGCCUCUUCUUCUUCCUCGCCUCUCCUUUCUAUGUGAUGAAUAAGGUUAAAAGGAGUCUUCUUACCAGUCUUGUACAAGUUGCUGUUGCUGCUUUCAGAAACAGAAAAAUGACUUUGCCACCUCAAGGAUCAAGCGUGCAGUAUUAUUUUAAGAAGGAUUCUACAAUAACUGUCCCCAGUGACAGAUUAAGGUGCUUGAAUAAAGCUUGUAUCAUUCAAGAUCCCACUCAUGAUAUUGGUCCUGACAAUUUGGCGAAAAAUCCAUGGAAACUGUGCACUGUGGAGGAAGUUGAAGAACUAAAGUCACUCAUUAGAGUCCUUCCGAUUUGGUCAACAGGGGUCAUUAUGUCCAUACACACGAACCAGGGUUCAUUCGGUCUUCUCCAGGCAAAAACUAUGGAUAGACACCUAGGCCCGAAGUUUGAAGUACCAGCUGCUUCAUUUGGUACUUUCACGAUCAUCAUCAUAGUACUUUGGAUUCCAAUCUAUGAUCGUGUACUCCUUCCCUUGGCAUCGAAGAUUCGUGGCAAACCAGCUCGCCUUGGUGUGAAGAUGAGGAUGGGGAUUGGCCUCUUUUGCACAUUCAUGUCUAUGUUGGUUGCUGGAAUAGUGGAACACGUAAGAAGGCAACGUGCUAUUAGUCUUGGGUUCGCCAACAAUAGUGAAGGUGUACUCCACAUGUCUGCCUUUUGGCUUGUAUUCCAACAUUGCUUUAGUGGCUUAUCCGAGGCUUUCAAUGGUAUCGGACAAACAGAAUUCUUCUACUCGGAAAUGCCCAAGAGCAUGUCGAGCAUAGCAACAUGUUUAUUCGGCGUAGGGAUGGCAGUAGCAAGCUUGUUAGCAAGUGUAAUACUGAACUUGGUGGAUGGAAUCACCAAGAAAGGAGGAAAAGAUAGUUGGGUUUCAAGCAACAUUAACAAAGGUCAUUAUGACUAUUAUUAUUGGGUUUUAGCUACAAUAAGUUUCUUGAAUAUAUUGUAUUAUGUGUUCUGUAGCUGGUCUUAUGGACCUGUUGAGGAGAGAAAAAACAAGGUGAUUGAUGAAGAAGAGUUGGCUAUGCUGAGGUGUGGAAGUCAGCAGCAGAAGGGAGAGCUAAAGGAGGACUUUGGUUUAGUAAAAUCAAAUUAAUUUGGAGGUUGAUGUGUAUAUUUUGGUAAAAAAAUUAUAAUCAAUGGUUGAUUGAUGUACUUUAGUAUAAGUAAAAUAUAUGAUUUAGAAUAUAGAUGAUUGUUGUGCUUGAGUCACUUGGCCUUGUGAAGUAUGACCAUGUAUUUUGUUUUUAGAUUUUUUUUUUUUUUAAUAGGGGAUUUAUUUUUCUUUUUUUUUUUUGAGAAUUUGGUUGUACUUGAAGUUUGGAAUUUGAAGUGAUAUAUGUAAUUGAGGUUUUUUUUUU
Molecule: messenger RNA, 2173 nt
Organism: Beta vulgaris subsp. vulgaris (sugar beet)
Lineage: Eukaryota; Viridiplantae; Streptophyta; Magnoliopsida; Caryophyllales; Amaranthaceae
Product: protein NRT1/ PTR FAMILY 1.2
Exons: 4
Coding region: 91-1908 (605 amino acids)
Biological process (GO): transmembrane transport; oligopeptide transport
Cellular component (GO): plasma membrane
Molecular function (GO): transmembrane transporter activity
Source: RefSeq, a predicted model, not a curated record